This is a messenger RNA of Beta vulgaris subsp. vulgaris (sugar beet), 1316 nucleotides long. RefSeq names its product RING-H2 finger protein ATL74. NCBI's taxonomy places the organism in Eukaryota, Viridiplantae, Streptophyta, Magnoliopsida, Caryophyllales, Amaranthaceae. The transcript has a single exon. Gene Ontology annotation, biological process: protein ubiquitination. The coding region runs from base 462 to 1106 and encodes 214 amino acids. The record is from RefSeq and is a predicted model, not a curated record. Gene Ontology annotation, molecular function: transferase activity.
AAUAUCUUACACAAUAUACUUAAAUACUCUGGUCCCUCUUUGUUUGGGCCAAUUAGCCAGAGUAUGCAUAUGAAUCUCUAGUAGCAUUUCUUAGCUUUACUUUAUCACCUCCCAGAUAUUCUAGAAACCACAACAUAGCCGUACCACUCACACAUCUAAGUUCCAACAAACAAACAUAAGUAAACCAAAAAUCUCAUACUAUAAAGUAUUCUACCUCCUUUUAUAACAAAUUCACUCUUUGUAGCUCAAGAACAACCACCCCAAAAUUCAAGGGAAUCAUUUACCUAUAUAACUAGCCUUUGGUCCCCAUUUUGGAUAACAUCUAACCACCCCUUUCAACAAUACUACCUUACAAAUACACAAACUUCUUCUUCCCUCCUUUUUUGGCCUUUCUUCCUCCUCCCUUAGCUUAUCCUUUUCCCCUCACCUCUCUCUCACACACACACACACAAUUUGUCACUAUGAUGCACCGCAAGCUGCUAGAGAUGGCGGUGGCGGCACCGACGUCGAUGGAUAAUCGAACAACAGCUAUGGAAACUCAGUUGACACAAGCAAACUUUGACACCAACAUGGUCAUAAUUUUGGCUGCUUUAUUGUGUGCUUUGAUAUGUGCCCUAGGGUUGAACUCUAUGAUUCGGUGUGUAUUGAGGUGUGGGCCACGGUUCGGGUUGGAGAGUGCUGAACAAGCGGCCGUGCGGAUGUCGGCCACCGGUCUUAAGAAAAGUGCGUUAAGAAAAAUACCCGUUGCAGUCUAUGAAGCAGACGGCAAUCAGGAAUCAGACACGAGUACGGAUCCAAGUGUUACAGAAUGCCCCAUAUGUCUAGGAGAGUUUAUUGAUGGAGAGAAAGUGAGAGUGCUCCCUAAGUGUAACCAUAGGUUCCACGUGUCAUGUAUUGAUAUGUGGCUUGGGUCCCACUCUUCGUGCCCCAACUGCCGCCACUCCCUAUUGGAGGUUGUUGGCACGUCGUCGAAAACGACAAGAGAAGAGAGAAUUAAUUACGGUGUUAACCAACCAUCAUUACCACCACCGCCACCACGUGGCGGUGGUGGUGAAAGUGAUGGUAGACAGGAACACGUGGUGGUUGAGGUGAGUGGAGCUAGUUAGUUAUAAUUUUUUUAAACUUGGGUAGUAUCAGUAUGUGUAUUAUAUUGGUUGUGUAAUCUAGUGGUCCUGUAAAAAGAAAGUAAGAUUGUUAUGUAUUACAAAAGAGGGAGUAGGUUAGCUAAGAUAGCUAAGUGAAAUUGCUCAAUUACACCGUCUUUUUCAUUGUUGAGGGUUUGAAUGCCAUUUUGGAAGGUACAACCAUUUUCCUUA